This is a messenger RNA of Salmo salar (Atlantic salmon), 1503 nucleotides long. RefSeq names its product CCHC-type zinc finger, nucleic acid binding protein a (gene cnbpa). Gene Ontology annotation, molecular function: zinc ion binding; nucleic acid binding. NCBI's taxonomy places the organism in Eukaryota, Metazoa, Chordata, Actinopteri, Salmoniformes, Salmonidae. The record is from RefSeq and is a predicted model, not a curated record.
GACCGUGCCCAAGUGCUGCGUUUGCUUUGACUGGAUAACGUGAAUGACACAUUCUAGAAACUCGGUUCACACCGCAUGUGGCGCAACGGAGAGAGGAGGCGUAAACAGCAGAGAAUCGCGUAGCUAGGUUGCUAGCUAAGAUUAUGGAGAUGAGCAGUAGCGAGUGCUUCCGAUGUGGCCGUCCUGGGCAUUGGAUCAAGAACUGUCCCGAAGCUGGAGGGCGUGGCCGCGGCAGGGGCAGAGGAAGAGGAAAGGAUCUGUUCUGCUAUCGCUGUGGAGAGCAAGGUCACAUUGCCAGGGACUGUGAACAGACCGAGGAUGCCUGCUACAACUGCCACAGGAGCGGCCAUAUUUCCCGUGACUGCAAGGAGCCCAAGAAGGAGCGGGAGCAGUGUUGCUACAGCUGUGGCAAGGCUGGCCACGUGGCCCGCGACUGCGACCAUGCCAACGAGCAGAAGUGCUAUUCCUGCGGAGGCUUUGGCCACAUCCAGAAACUUUGUGAUAAAGUAAAAUGUUACAGGUGUGGCGAGAUCGGCCAUGUGGCUGUGCAGUGCAGCAAAGCCAGUGAGGUGAACUGCUACAAGUGCGGCAACACUGGCCACCUGGCAAAAGAGUGCACCAUUGAAGCCACAGCAUAAUCAGUGCCCUUUGUUGCCCCUCCUAUUUUUUUCUGAUUGAUGGUUGGUUGUAUUGUUUUUCUCUGAAUCCUCUUCACCGGCCAAAGGUUGGCUGACAGAGGCUAGUCCCGGGCCAGUGAGCCUCUCGACAUUUAAUAUAAAGAAAGGGGUAAAAAAAAAAAAUUCUGCAUUCAACACAAAAAAAGUUUGUUUAGUUUGGUAGCAGUGUUUAUGUUUAAUGCUUUGUUAAAGAACCCCUUCUUUCCAAGCCACUGGUGAGCAGAGAUGAAUGAAUGGGACUAAAUAUAUGGGAUAUAGAGGACCUCUGGGCUUGUGGAAAGUGAGUCUCAGUAAGAAGGGAGUAAAAAGAAACCUGAACUUCCAUGUAUGGUUUGUUUUAGCGGGAUGACAUUGGUAACAGUUCACACUAUAUGAUCCAUCUGCAUCUGGGCCCUACAAGCAGCUAAGUGCCGGGCGAUAACAUGAAUGAUGCGUUAUCGAUAAAUGGCGUUACAUUUUUGGAGAAAUUGAAAGAAUCUUAAGUUCUUUUAUAAUAGAAAAAAAAAUAAUUGUUUACAAUUUAAAGGAAUAUGGGUAAAUAGACCAAGGUAGACGUUUCCCCCCAAAAAAAACGAUUUUGGAAACUUUUACCUUGGAGGAAAAAUGUGCAUCAAGAACACAGUUGUCAGAUCAUCAGAAUUAGCCGUUAUUUGGGAGUGGAGAAUGUUUUCACAGAAAUCAAAUGUUAUUUUUGUACAAUAUCACUUAGACUACUGUAAAAAUACCAUUUGCUUGUACUCAGUUUAAGUCGGAAGGAAAUGCAACUGAAGUCCUAGAACAUAGAAAUGUAAUUUUAAACUCAAUAAAGCUGGAGGAGCACAGGGAG